AUGUCUUGCAACCUUUUGUUUUACUUAUCUAUCUAUCUAUCUAUCUAUCUAUGUAUCUAUUAUAUAACUAGUAAUACUCGGAUCUAUCUAUCUAUCUAUCUAUCUAUCUAUCUAUCUAUCUAUCUAUCUAUCUAUCCUAUAUUUUGGUUAGAGCGUGAAGACGAGGACUUUCCUGGCACUCCCCACGCAAGUUUCUAUCUAUCUAUCUAUCUGGAUGUUUUCAUUUGCGCCUGUCAGACAUUUCUUUCUUUCUUUCUUUCUUUCUUUCUUUUUUCUUUAUUUUCUUUCUUUCUUUCUUUAUUUUCUUUCUUUCUUUCUUUCUUUCUUUCACUAGAAUGUGAUAAAAUAGGGAUUAUCUAUCUAUCUAUCUAUCUAUCUAUCUAUCUAUCUAUCUAUCUUGAGAGAGAGAGAGAGAGAGAGAGAGAGAGAGAGAGAGAGAGAGAGAUUAAUACUUCUCCUUAG
Molecule: messenger RNA, 462 nt
Organism: Acanthosepion pharaonis
Lineage: Eukaryota; Metazoa; Mollusca; Cephalopoda; Sepiida; Sepiidae
Source: the annotation of a GenBank genome assembly